Molecule: messenger RNA, 1683 nt
Organism: Brassica napus (rape)
Lineage: Eukaryota; Viridiplantae; Streptophyta; Magnoliopsida; Brassicales; Brassicaceae
Product: zinc finger protein JAGGED-like
Exons: 5
Coding region: 636-1292 (218 amino acids)
Molecular function (GO): DNA-binding transcription factor activity
Source: RefSeq, a predicted model, not a curated record
UUCAUUUAUAUAAUCAGCUACCGAAUAACCAAGUGAGAGAGGAUGAAUAGUUGCGAAAAGAGAGGUCACACUGAUAAUAUUAAUUUCAUGCCAAUAAUUUGGAGUAGGCAAAACAAGAAAGAAAUGAUCUGCACGCAAAUGUUAAUAACAUCAUGGCGAUCAACAGCAAGACAAUCAUGACAUCCCUAUCUACUAUGAUACCAAAAAUAGUCAUGAAUUAGUCACUAGCUAUUAACAAACUAAACAUUUCGUAGUAAUUUCUUAUAGAAACAACAAAAUCUAUAAAAAUAAAUAUAUGAUACUAAAAGUAUGAAUGAAAAUUUAAUUGGAUGUAUAUGUAAUAUCAUACAUCUAAUAACAACAUGGAAUUUACAUUGGACUUGUUGUUGUAUACAUGAUCAUUAUAUAUACUAAGGGAUACCUUGACCUAUUAUCCCAUCUCAAGUUAUAGUUCUCUUGCUUAGAAGUCACAAAGCAAUCCACUUUGGGUUCCAUGCCCAAUUUUCUCAUUUCUAGAGAAAUAAAGAUAUAUAUUGAUAAAAAGAUAUCUCACAAAUUAGCUUCUCUUAUCCCGCCAUUCUUCACUCCCUUAAGUGUUUUAGCUUAGCUUAUUCUCUUCUGUCUUCUCGGUACUCAUGAGAGCUGAAGAUAAUAACACUUUUGAUCUUAAUAACUUACCUGAUGAUCCUUCUAUAGACUUUUUCCCAUUCUUUAAAGAAGGCUCGUCUUCAUCUUCAUCCUCUGGAGGAUUUAGAGAGAAGCACAUCAAAGAUGGAAAAGAGUACGAAUGUAGAUUUUGUUCACUCAAGUUCUUCAAAUCCCAAGCUCUCGGUGGCCACAUGAACCGCCACCGUCAAGAGAGGGAGGCGGAGUCACUAAACAAAGCUCGUGAACUUCUUCGCAACAAUACAUUUCCUCCUCAUCAAGGACCUCCAUUUAGUUAUCAGCAUGGAGAUAUGCAUAUAGGAGACCCAAUAACACCAUACAAACCAAUGAUGUAUCCACCAAGAUUGUUCUCCCCCUCCGCACUUCUGCCGCCACCACCACUUGUGCAACCUUAUCUUUAUCCACCACGGUCUCCUACCCCACCGUUAUCGCUUCCUUACCAUUGCACCGACGACUACUAUUUGUACAACAAUGGUACACAUCACCAAACCUUAACCAAUAGCGGUUGCGGUGGUCGCUCACUGCCUGAAUCUAGAUACAUCUUCAUCGGUUCACCCGUGGCUAAUGGCUAUAGGGUUGCUCCUCCUCUUUCGCAGCCUCUACCUCCACAUCAUGGUUAUAAUUAAGGCAAUGGAACAAAUGUGUGUGUUUUAAUAAAAUUUUAUCCAUUAAUGUUAGAUUUAUCCAUAUUUUGUGGAAUAUUGUAAGAGACAUGCCAAAGUAAUUGAUAAUGAAAAACUGAAAUUCACACUGGAGAGGGAGUGUUGUAUUUUGGAGUUAUGUGAGAAGUUUGUAUUUGUAUGAAGGAGCAGCUUUAAACUAUUUUUAUUUUGUUUUUUCUUAUCAUCAUCUACCACUUUCUGGUUCGGAGCUGUUUGUGAGACCAAGUGUUGUCUCGUUCUAUAUUUGUUCUUUGAACUUUUCUUUUUCCUCUGGAGAUAUAAAAAGAACAUAGAAGUGGCGAAAGACUAGGGAGAGGAGAGAUCAACUUAGUUUUGGACUUCUUCUACUUGAGUU